GUGGUAACAAUAAGAUCAUAGAAAUACAUCAAAAUUAAAACUAAGAGUAGAUAGCAAUCUUAAAGUAAGGUAAGGAUGUCAUCUCGUCUCAUAAAAAACCUCCUUGCAAUGCUUGAAGCUGAGGAAGCAGCCGAAGGUUCCAAAUCCUCCAACAAUGGUACAUCUCACGCAUUUAACAACCACGGCAACGGAGAACAAAAUUUCUCCGGUGCAAAAAUCAACAGCGGUGCUAAUUCUGGUGACCGAAACAGACACCGCACCAACAACAAUUACCAUGGCCGCACUAUAAAUAACAGUGGUACUGUUAAUGGUCAUGGUAAUGGAGGGUUUGUUGAUGGUAACUUUGACGCAUCUACGAAGAACUACAAAUAUUAAUUAGUUCUAAGUAUUUGAUCAUAUAUGUCAUAAGUAAUAUAUAUGAUCUAUCAUAUUGUGAUGUAUGUAUUCCUAGUAUAAUAAUGAAAUUGGAACUAUAUAUAUUCAGUUCCAAUGGUUCAUGACUUAUUGUUGUUGUAUAGGAGGUUCAAAAUAGAGACAUCUAGUCGCUAUAAUAAAUCUUCAUAUAUUUUAUUAGAGAAAUGUUUAAUCUUAUUAAUGUUUGUUCAAAUCAUAGUUUUAAAUUGUCAUAGGUGCAUAUUAGACUCAAAUCGAGGCACUACUAUGUGAUGGGUUAACUCCUUGGUCUC
This is a messenger RNA of Cicer arietinum (chickpea), 686 nucleotides long. RefSeq lists its product as uncharacterized. The record is from RefSeq and is a predicted model, not a curated record. Lineage: Eukaryota; Viridiplantae; Streptophyta; Magnoliopsida; Fabales; Fabaceae.